Molecule: messenger RNA, 888 nt
Organism: Striga hermonthica
Lineage: Eukaryota; Viridiplantae; Streptophyta; Magnoliopsida; Lamiales; Orobanchaceae
Source: the annotation of a GenBank genome assembly
AUGGAAACGAGAGAGGCGUCGCCCGCUCAUUUGUUGAUCAAAAUUCAAUCUUUUUCCUUGCUUGAGAAGCAUGGGAUCAAGAAAUUCGAGACCACCGAAUUUGAGUCCGGGGGAUACAAGUGGAAGCUUAUAAUUUACCCAAGUGGAAAGGAAAGAGACGAAGGCUACGUUUCGGUAGACUUAGCCAUUCAGAAUGUCCGCAGCAUGCCUGCGGCCUGGGAGGUGAAUGCAGUCUUCACGAUAUGCCUGUUUAAUCAGAUUAUCGGAACAUAUAGCUAUUCACUAGGAAGAAGUCGGCGUUUUCUUGCAACAAAGACAGAAUGGGGCUUCUCUAAGUUCAUUUCCAAGAAAGAACUUAACAAUCCUCACAAUGGAUACCUCAGCCAAGACGGCAAUUGUGUGUUUGGUGCUGAAGUUUUUGUAAACGAAAACAAAGCAGUCAUUGAUUCUCUGUAUGCUUUUAAGAAUAUUUUUGCUACUCCCUACAAGAAAGAAUGGACGAUUACAAACUUUUCUAAAUUGGAGAGUAAAUGGGAUUCGCCAGAGUUCUCUUUCGGAGGCCGUAUAUGGCAAAUUAACUUGUAUAGAAGUGGACAUGGAGAAGCUAGCGGACGCUACCUAUCUAUCUACUUACGGUAUAUUCCAAGAAAUAAUAACAAUGAACGAUUGCACGCGCUCGUUAAAAUCUGCAUGAAGAAUCAACUUAGCAGUUAUAAACAGAGGAGUUUUGCUUAUUAUCGUUGGUUUUCAGCUGGAAAGCUCGACUGGGGAUGGCCUUCAUUUAUUGAGCUUGCUAAGGUGAAUGAUCCUAAAGAAGGCUUUGUCGUGAACGACUGCUGUAUUAUAGAAGUAGAGAUAUCUGUGCAAGCUAUAGCAAGCUUAGGCUGA